AAAUUCAAAACCUCUAUUUAUACAUGCCUUCUCAACACAACACCACAUACUCACUCACACGAAGCAAUUAGCUUCACCUCUCUAUCCCCAUAAAACAAAAACCAGAGUAGUGCUCUUUACGAGAGAAAAAGUAUCUCUGCUGUGCUGCCAGUAUACCACACACAGAAACAGCAGCAGCAUUCACCACCACCACCACCACCACCACCUCUUCCUAUACACAUCUCUUCCAUCAAACUUUCAUAUAUUGAAAGUUGAAACAAUCAUAAGUUAACCAAACAUGUGUGAAUCAAAGACCAUAACCACUAAAACAACCAUGACAGUGGUGGAGGAUGGUGGUAGCGUGUUCCUCGACGACCCGGAGAAGCAAGCAGCGUGGACGAAUACUCCACGCUCCACAAUGUGGGAGGUGAUAAGAGAAUCCAAAUCCCUCAUGGAAGUUGCGUUUCCUAUAGCACUCACAGCUCUCAUAUUCUACACACGCUCCAUCGUCUCCAUGAUCUUCCUCGGAAAACUCGGCGAUGUGGAACUCGCAGCAGGCUCACUAGCCAUAGCUUUUGCCAACAUCACCGGCUACUCCUUCCUCUCCGGCCUCUCCCUCGGAAUGGAGCCUCUCUGCUCGCAAGCCUUCGGCGCCAACCGGCCUAAACUCCUCUCUCUCACCCUCCACCGAUGCAUCAUCUUCCUCUUAGCAUGCUCCAUCCCCAUUUCAAUCCUCUGGUUAAACAUGUCCAGAAUCUUCAUCUUCUUGCACCAGCAAGAAAAAAUCACAGUACUAGCACAGAACUAUCUUCUUUUUCUCCUCCCUGAUCUUAUAACCAACUCCUUCCUCCACCCAAUCCGUGUCUACCUUCGCGCACAGAGCCUCACCCACCAGGUCACGUUAGCGUCACUCGCCGGAACUCUCCUCCACAUCGCCUUCAAUUUUAUUUUAUUCCACCGCGGCGCCGCCGGUAUCGCCGCCGCCUCCGCCGCUUCAAACAUCUCCAUCCUUCUCUUCCUGGUGCUCUAUGUGUGGAUAAGCGGGGUCCACAAAGCCACGUGGACGGCGCCGAGCUGGGAAUGCUUCAGCUUCAGCGGCUUCCAGCCGCUGAUCAAGCUCGCCGCGCCGAGCUGCGUUUCCGUUUGUUUAGAGUGGUGGUGGUAUGAGAUCAUGAUCGUGCUCUGCGGGCUGUUAGUGGACCCCACCGCCACCGUUGCCGCCAUGGGGGUUUUGAUCCAGACGACGGGAUUGAUCUACGUUUUCCCCUCGUCGCUGGGACUCGCCGUGUCCACGCGCGUCGGGAACGAGCUCGGCGCGAAUCGGCCGGCUCGGGCGAGGAUGUCAGCGGUGGUGGCGGUGUUUUUUGCCGCCGUGAUGGGGUUCGUGGCGGUGGUGUUCGCGUCGGCGAUGAGGCAUCAGUGGGGGAGGAUGUUCACCGCGGAUGGGGAUAUCCUGCGGCUGACCACCGCAGCGAUGCCGAUCCUCGGGCUUUGCGAGCUCGGGAACUGCCCGCAGACGGUGGGUUGCGGUGUCGUGAGGGGGACGGCGCGGCCGAAUGCGGCGGCGAAUGUGAAUCUUAGCGCGUUUUAUGUGGUGGGGAUGCCUGUGGCGGUUGCGCUUGCAUUUUGGUUGGAGGUUGGGUUUUGUGGGCUUUGGUUGGGCCUGUUGUCGGCCCAGGUUUGUUGCGCGGGCCUGAUGUUGUAUUUGAUUGGGACCACUGAUUGGGAGCACCAGGCCUUCCGGGCCCAGUUACUGACGUCGCUUGAUGAAUCAGACGGCCAGAAACAACCAUUGAUUCUCUCUUGAUGCUUAAUGAUGUAUUAUUCUAAUUAUUUAUUAAAAAGAAAUAUGUGAAUUACGAUUAAUUUUUUAUCCACCGCUUCUUUUUUGAGCGAUAUGGGAUGGAUGAAUGAUAAAGGAGAAUAUCAUAUCA
Molecule: messenger RNA, 1913 nt
Organism: Lotus japonicus
Lineage: Eukaryota; Viridiplantae; Streptophyta; Magnoliopsida; Fabales; Fabaceae
Product: protein DETOXIFICATION 51-like
Exons: 1
Coding region: 278-1786 (502 amino acids)
Biological process (GO): xenobiotic detoxification by transmembrane export across the plasma membrane
Cellular component (GO): membrane
Molecular function (GO): xenobiotic transmembrane transporter activity; antiporter activity
Source: RefSeq, a predicted model, not a curated record